AUGGCACCUACAUAUAAGAUAUUCCCCAAUGAAUUUAAACUUCACGAGGACGAUAUUGAAGGAAUUCAGAGACUUUACGGCAAGAAAUCGACCCAUGUACCACCCAGUACUCCAAGAAGGACCAGCCCUGGAAAGACCACACCCAGAAUAACUACAAACACACCAACAGGAAGCAAAGGAUUUUGUAAUCAUUCGUACGCAAAGAUCAAUGCAGCCAUGAGAAUUUCUGGAAACGACUUUGUUUUUGUUGACUACCGCUAUGUUAUCGAUGGUCGAAGUGGGCGCAAAAUGGACGUCCGCAGCCUCUUUCCGGGUGGCCCUUAUAUGGUACAAGCCGCUGUAUAUUCUCAACAAACCCAAAAAGCUUAUUUAUUUAACAAUUACAAUAUAUGGGCCUACAGUCUUGAUUUAGCCGGACGAUUUAAUUUGGCCAAGAAUUUUCCCAAAUUUAUUUACAACAUUUACAGCCAUAAUCCAGAAAGUGCGAUGAGGGUCAAUUAUGGCAUCGAGAGACUAUAUCUCAUCAAGGUUUGUAUAAUUCCCCACCUCUCUCUCUCCCCUUAUAUAACUUCUUUCUUUCUUUCUUUAUUUUGUUUUCCUCCUAUAAUUUCAAUCGUUAUUUAUUUUAUAUUUUCUUUCUUUCUUUCUUUCUUUCUUUCUUUCUUUCUUUCUUUCUUUCUUUCUUUCUUUCUUUCUUUCUCACCUCCCUUUAUUCUUUCUUUCUUUUUUCUUUAUUUAUAUAAUCUUUCUUUCUUUCUAUCUUUCUCAAUGUCGUUUUCUUUCUUUCUUUCUUUCUUUCUUUCUUUCUUUCUUUCUUUCUUUCUUUCUUUCUUUUGUUAUUUAUUUAAUCGUAUUUCCCGCCUUUCUUUAUUUUCUCGUAACGAAUAA
Messenger RNA from Acanthosepion pharaonis, 888 nucleotides. Lineage: Eukaryota; Metazoa; Mollusca; Cephalopoda; Sepiida; Sepiidae. The record is from the annotation of a GenBank genome assembly.